AAAAGGCCUCGAAACUUUCAGAUAUCUCGUUUUUCUAGUUUUCUAAAAUAAAAGUCUGCUUUUAACGAACUUAAUUAUUAUUUUCCUUCAAUAUCAUCAUUGUGUUGAUCCAUAGAAAACCGAAAUGAGUUUGUUUUAGUGAGAAUAAAAGUUUGUGAAGUUAUUGUGAUGGUGCCUCAGCAACAACGGAGAAGACGUCGCCGUGCGGCUCUGGCUCGGACAGCUGAGCGCCGUGUUGUUGUCGCGCGUGGAGCUGGGGGCUUCGGCUUUACGAUAGCAGGCCAGCGACCUUGCGUGGUAUCAGCUGUGGCUGCUGGCGGACCGGCGGAGCGCGCUGGUCUACGUGCAGGGGAUGCGCUGUUGGCUGUGGAUGGGGCGAGUGUAGCUAGAGCUCCACAUGCCUCCGUGGCUCGUUUAGUGGCUGCUGCACCGGGAGCGAUAGCUCUGUCAGUGUCUCCUCGUGAGGCACCACCUACUGACACUGAGGAUACGGAGCCGGAUGAGCGAGCGAGGACUCGGAGGCGACAUCCUCCGCCCAGACGUAGGCCUCAAGCUAUGCUGCAUCACCCUGGCUGUCACGCAGCACCGAGUACGUCUGGUGUUAACGAAAUACUUCAGAACCUGAGCAGGGCUCAGCUAACUCCCAACCACGCAGCCAGGCUUGAGUGCCGCGCCGUCGUCGGCUACCUCGGCACCAUAGAAACACCACAAGCUGCUCCCAAUGCUGCCCCUGGAAAUGUACGAACAGCCGUGAGAAAACUUCGACAAGAGAGGCGUCCAGCUGCACCUGUGUUACUAUCUGUCCUUCCAAACUCUUUAGUACUUCGUCGCCCAACCGGUCAAGUUUUAGCUCAAUAUCAACGUGAGAGAAUUGUGUACGCGGGAUGUGGUUCUGACGCUGAUAGAAGGUACUUCGGCCUUGUGACGUCAGCUGAAACUGCUGAGGCUGAAGCCUCACACAGUUGCCAUGUGUUCGCGGUGGACCCCAGAAUGGCAGAACACGAGGCCCAUGCGGCUAGAGCUAGAGAAUUCCAAAUCGUGUGCACGAGAGACCCAGUAGCCGAGAGAUGUCUGGAGUUCCCACCAUCAGCAGAGUAUGUUAUUGGCGUUAUCAGAGGAAUGUACUCUUUACCAGCAGAGGAUUGCGCUAGCCCUAAUUUGCAGCAGAUCUCGAAACUUACGAUAAAAGGAGAUAGUCCUGCAUUGGGUAACUUUUCGAGAUGUAAUAGACCUGUGUUCCGCGUGCCGCGAGACAGACGGCCUUGUAGACACGAGGAGAGAGUAGAAGCUCAGGAUUUCGUUGCUAACUCUCCUCAACCGAGCAACCACAGCGAAGUAACAACUACAUCGAGUAACAGCGACUCUGGUAUCGGCUUUCAUAACGAUUGUCGGAACAUUGCAGAUAGAAUCUUAGUGGUUGAUUUUGCUGGCCAACAACCGGCACCGAACAGAUUUCGGCAAGACAUGCCGCGACGGCCAAUCGGGCUUGUCGGUUGCAGUAGCUUCGAAGCUGAUGGGUCCUUCCUGUCAAACACGACCCCUGUCGUAGACGGCUUUGGAGGGCAGGGGAGACCUUUGAACCUGGACGAUGUGAUCCUCAACGCGAAUGACCUUCAAACCGUCCGCCACGUAAGUCCUCGAAACGAAGACGAUAACUAUAACUACAAUAAUCUAUACGGGAACAUACCUUCUAGUUCUCGAGGGAACCCGGGCUAUGUGAAUGGAGCAGUUUAUGAUCAGGUAUACACUGAAACAGAAGGUCACCAUUACGAGUUCAUUCCACCGCAAUUAGACAUGGACUUGGAGAUAGAUAGAGUGGCAGAAACAUUUAACUCAGUGGAGAUCUAUGAGGAGAGGCCUCGACAGCCUCCGGAGUGGCAGUCGACGGAGUCAGUUGAGAAUGAGACGGUGAUAUCUGGCGGGACCAGUAAAGCCAGCAUGGACACUGUGUCCAUGUACUCUUCUAGGUCUCAUGAGGAAGCCAGACCAUCUCGCAGGAGACAUAUGCAAGCCUCGCUUGAUGAUAUGCUGGUCUUGGGAUUAAGAGAUCCACCUCCAGUGAGAGACAAGGAUGAUGAUAAUUUCGUACAUCCCGCAAGUAUCAAAUUCAAGGUACGCAAAUCAAUGAAGCCUCUAAAUAUAAUAUCGAAGACAAAGAACAUGCUAUCAGGCAAGGAUCGGGAGCGGGAGAAGGAGGAGCGGCGCCGGGCGCUGAGCGCCAGUGCGGGCGAUGUUUGUGGACCUAGUCGACAGCCUGACAUACUACCGGCUGCUAACAGCGAGCCUGACUUGAGGGGACAGAGCGAGCAAUCCUCGCCAUUCCGUCGCUGGACCACGGGCAGCGGCGCAGGCAGCUCCUACCGCCACCACGAACACCGCAAUAUGUAUAAUAAGCAAAUGAGCGAGGGUGCAGCGCCAGUGGCGACCACAAACGGCGGCGGCUCCAACGUGUCGCGCUGGUCUCUGGGGCUGGAGCACCUGCUAGCAGACCCUGCAGGGUUCGAAGCUUUCGCGCACUUCCUCGCCAAGGAGUUCGCCGCUGAAAACAUACGUUUCUGGUGGUCAUGUGAGCAGUACAGCGCUAUAUCAGAGCCAGAACGUCGCGGUGCACUGGCAGCUGAGAUCUGGCAGCGCCACCUGGCGGACAAGGCGCCGGAGCCCGUCAACGUGGACGCGGCCGCCCGCCGCGCCGCCAAACUUAUGUUGGAGACACAUCCACCACCAGCCGAGCUCUUCCAACAGGCUCAGAAGCAGAUCUUCAACGUGAUGAAGUUUGACAGCUACCCUCGCUUCCUCCGCUCCGGUAUACACGCGGAGUGCGCCCGCGCAGACCUGCGCGGACUGCCGCAACCUUACGCCCCCGCCAGGGAUAAUAAUGCUGAACCUACUAAGUUAAAGAAGUCAGAUAGCAAUGCGUCCGAGCGACGUCGCAGCGGCGGCGGCUCGCUGCUGCCGUGGAAGACGCGCGGCGGACGCGAGCGGGCCAACGGGCCGCACCGCGACACUCCGCCCGUCACUGACGUGGUGAAAUCUAGCCAAUCAGUUCCUGGGCAGAGCCUAUGUCGCGUGGUACUACCAGAUGGCGCCACGUCCGUGGUGGGAGUGGAGGACUCCACGACAGUACGGCGACUGGUGGACCGACUACUGCUGAGGAGGAACCUGCCCUGUGCCAACUAUGAUGUACUGCUUAAGGAUGCUAGUCAGGGUACAUCGAGCACGGUGGAGCUGUCGUCCCCGUCGUCGGUGCUGUGCGGGCGCGAGGCGGUGGUGGAGCGGCGCUGCGUGGUGCGGCUGGAGCUGGGCGCGCGCGGCGUGGCCGUCCGCUGCGGCCCGGCGCGCCGGCUGCGCCACGUGCUGCGCCCCGUGCUCGCCAAGUACGCCGCGCCACACCCCACCAGGGUCGUGCUGAGGGAUGGAAGGGUUCUGCAUCCUGAUACGCUUAUGCAGGAACUAGACGGCUCUCGUCUCCAAAUAGUGGAAGUAUCAGAGAACGGCGAGUACCGCGCCACUACAGCGGAGCCCCGCGAUGUCGAUGAUGACACCGACUCACUCAGCGACCUCGCCGUCAGACUGCAGGACGACGCCAUGAGACAACCUGAUGAAAUGAGUGUGGGCACGGCCAGUGGCAGUAGUCGCGGCAGCGGCGGCGGACGAGUGCGCGCCGCCCUGCGGCCGGGACCUCCGCUGCAUCAUCACCCACCUGAUUUCCUCGCGAAUCUACGAGAGACCCAGCGGCAGAUGCUACAGAACAAGGGUUCGACGUCUCCACCCCCCUCCCCCGGGCCGACGCCCCGCUCCCCGCCCCCGCUGCCCCCCAAGCCGACCCAGCGCGCCCCCCCUACCGUCGUCUGAAGGCCGUCCUCGCCCGCGCCGGCGCAUGAUCACACGCACGACUUCUACAAGUCACAACUUCGGGACCGAAGUAGCCGACCCACUGCUCACAAGACGGACGGAAUCCGUCGAUAACUCAGUUUUUGACACAACUGAGACUAAUGAGCCAUGUCGGCCCCCUUACCUAGACUCCCAAGUCAAGGAUUGUCAAAUUACUUCGAACACAACAAACAUUCUGAGUUAACAUAUCUCUUGUACUAUAAGAAGCUCUACACCGAUGGGAAUGUUCAAGGAAUUGUGUAAAUAUAGCUGUUAAUGAGCUAAUUCAAUAAAUCUCAAUAUUUAUUUAAUGUACAAAGAUUUUGCCAUCGUAUGAUCCUAAAGACUAAUGGCGUAGCGGCGAUUUACAUUGAAAUAUAAGAUUAUCUGAACAUCCAAUAAUGCGACAAUAGCAAAAAGACAUAUUCCUAGAACCAAAGUGUUUUUGUAAUUCAUAUUUCAAUGUAAACGCCCGUAUGAAGCAAAGAUCACGUAAAUGUAGCUAUAAUAAUGUACAUUAACAUUAUUUGUAUCUAAAUACAAUAUUUGUAUUAAUUUUGGUGCCUUCCAUAGAUAUAAGACUGCACUAACCUACGGAUGAAUGGGAAUAUUGUAAAAUGACUCGUUUACACAAGAAGAGCAUUUUAAAAUAUCAUUAGUUCCAUUGUAAAUAAAAAAUUGUAAAGAAAUUGUUAAAGAAUCUAUUUUAUGUCGAUUUUCAUGAAUGAAUUGUGUGAAAUCGUAUUUAGACUGAAUAAAUGAACAAACUUAAUUUAAAUUCAAGAUUAGUUUGAAACAUGACUUUUAAAUCUCAUAUUUGGAAUCUUUACACAUUUUGUGGAUGUAAGGAAUCGAUUUUGUUGAACUUUGCAUUUAGCCCCAAAACCCAGUGAGUUGUACUUCAAACCGAUUCAAAUGGCAGUUAUUUUGAUGUUCAUAGAUAACAUUUUAUGUAACAACUAUUAAACUGGCAAUAGUUGAAAAGACAAGAAUUAUUUUGUUGUACACGAGGCUACACAUCGAGCUUUACAUAACCAGUAUAAACUGAACGUUAAAUGUGCGGAAAGAUGAUGCGACGCGACACCAGGAUAAAAUGGUCUUGUAUAGAUUGACGUGUGGCUUGUGUACAUAGAAUUUUGUGAUUUAGUCCCAACGCUUUAGAGUUGAAUGUCAGAAAAAAUAAUAACAUUUAUUCAGUGAAUUAUUUUCUUGUCUUUGAAACUUUGUUAAGUUUAGAAUCAGUUUCAUAUUCCUACUAACAGAAACGUUUGCCCAAUAGUCAAGUAAAUAAUUUAUUUAGAUCAAAGCGAAUUAUUUCGCUGUGAAUAGAUUUUAUUGAAAUAAAAUUAUUAUUGAUAAGA
Messenger RNA from Spodoptera litura, 5231 nucleotides. RefSeq names its product regulator of G protein signaling family member locomotion defects (gene loco). The record is from RefSeq and is a predicted model, not a curated record. Gene Ontology annotation, biological process: regulation of G protein-coupled receptor signaling pathway; signal transduction. Gene Ontology annotation, molecular function: GTPase activator activity; protein binding. NCBI's taxonomy places the organism in Eukaryota, Metazoa, Arthropoda, Insecta, Lepidoptera, Noctuidae. Gene Ontology annotation, cellular component: cytoplasm; nucleus; plasma membrane.